Cannabis sativa is the source of this 1251-nucleotide messenger RNA. RefSeq lists its product as uncharacterized. Lineage: Eukaryota; Viridiplantae; Streptophyta; Magnoliopsida; Rosales; Cannabaceae. The record is from RefSeq and is a predicted model, not a curated record. The transcript has a single exon. The coding region runs from base 1 to 1002 and encodes 333 amino acids.
AUGGAAGGUCGUGAUGGAUGGCACGUGGCCAGUUUUCAGGCUACUACUACUUCAAAUAAGACGAUAAUCAACCCAGUUAUGCUCAGAUUCCGACCGAUCGCUCCCAAACCGGUUACCGGAGGAUCUUACACGGCGGAAAACAACACUUCAUCGAUUCUCCGACCGAGUAAACGCGUGAAAAGAAAGUACGUUAGGGUUCGAAGAGAUAUUAAUAAUAAAAAAGAUAAAAACCCUAGGAGAUCAAGGGUUACGAAUAAUAACGGAUCUUCUGGACUACAAGAAGAAGAGACCACCACCACCGUCACGCUCCAGCUGUUGCCGGAGAAAUCGGACGGUCGAGAUUUAAACGGGAGUAAAGGUUGUGGUGCUCCUGGAUCUUGGAUGUACUGUACGGCCGUACAGGAUAAUAACGAUAAUAAUAAGCUGAUGAUGAAUGAUAAUAACUAUAACCCUAGAAAGGCCGCCGGUGACGAUGAGGUUUUGGAUCGGAGGGGUGCGGCGGCGGUGGAGUCGUGGGUGACGGUGGAGAGCGUGACCGACACGUGCAUGGAUGUACGAGGGUUAGGUUGUACGGACGUGGAGAGAAUAAAGAAUUUGGAGAAGGACACGUGUCCCGGUUUUGUAACGGACGGUUACUUUAGCAGGGUGGAGUGGGUAAACGGUGCUUUUAAAAAGAUGGUUGUUGAGGAAGAGGAGGAGGCGGAGAUGUGGUGGCCGGAGGUGGUGGUUUGGCUGGUCGUAGCACCAAAUAAUAAUAAUAAAUAUAUAAAAAAUAAUAAUGAUAAUAAUCGUAACAGUAUCAGUAUCAGUAGGACGGAAUUGGGCCUAAUGGGCCCGGCGUUCACGUGUCGAGUUAGGGUUCAGUUUAAGAGAGCAAAUAAUUGUAAUUAUAAAGAGGUUUGUUCUAAGAUAAUGCCGUGUGAUGUUUAUAGAAUGGAUUGUGGUGGUUUUGCAUGGAGGCUCGACGUUAAAGCUGCUCUCAGUUUGGGUUUGGGACUUUGAUGAUGAUUUACCAAAAUUAAAGAAUAAAGGAGCUUUGUAGCUGUCGACUUUAUUUUCAGGUAUACAUAAUUUUUUUUUUAAUUUUCUAUAAAUAUUAUAUGGAUGGUAUAUGAAAUGAAUAUAUGUGUAAGUAGGUAUUAGAUAUAUAUGUGUUAUAAUACUCUUGUGAGAACCAGAAUAAUUUUUCUCACUAAACACAAAUGAUGAUGAUUUGAAGGGUAAAGAGGGUAUUUAUAGCUCUCACACAAA